CUAAGGUUCUAACAGCGCCAACAGCAAACAGCAACAGUUAACAGUUAACAGUUCUAAAACAGUUCAUCUAGCAAAGGAUUCUGCAGCUCAACAUGCGCUACGCUCUGCUCGUCGUAUUCCUGUGCGGUCUCAUGUUUGCCAUUGCCUCGGCUGGCUUGCUGGGCGGCGGUGGUGGUGGUGGCGGCUAUGGUGGUGGUGGCGGCGGCGGCAAAGGCGGUUGGCAAAAGAAUGGCGGAGGCGGCGGCGGUGGCGGUGGACAAGGAGGCUGGCAAAAGAACGGAGGAGGCGGCGGUGGAUAUGGCGGCGGUGGUGGCGGCAAGUCUCUCGCCGGCAAUCGGGGCAGCUCGGUGUCCUGGCAAGGUGGUAACGGCGGCGGCGGCGGCGGCAAGCACGGUGGAGGCGGCGGCGGUGGUGGCGGCGGCUAUGGAGGCGGUGGCAAGCACGGCGGUGGCGGUGGUGGUGGUGGCAAGCACGGCGGUGGCGGCUGGUAAAGCGAACUCCCAAACCACACAAUGAGAACUCCAAGACGCAACGAAAUGUAAAUACUCUGGCUGCUCCCUCGACUGCUUCUACGGCACAAACAUAGAGCUAGCGGCAUUACCCCAAGUGCUAUAACUAAAUUAAUUUUUUUUUGCUUACUUACUUAGUAAUACCCAAAGUUUGUCAAGUCUUUUCCUCCCUCUCUUUAUGUUUAAUUGUACU
Drosophila hydei is the source of this 702-nucleotide messenger RNA. Its product is annotated as glycine-rich protein DOT1. Bases 93 to 491 code for a protein of 132 amino acids. The transcript has a single exon. The record is from RefSeq and is a predicted model, not a curated record. NCBI's taxonomy places the organism in Eukaryota, Metazoa, Arthropoda, Insecta, Diptera, Drosophilidae.